Molecule: messenger RNA, 1155 nt
Organism: Alternaria postmessia
Lineage: Eukaryota; Fungi; Ascomycota; Dothideomycetes; Pleosporales; Pleosporaceae
Exons: 1
Coding region: 1-1155 (384 amino acids)
Biological process (GO): carbohydrate metabolic process
Source: RefSeq, a predicted model, not a curated record
AUGCAUCUUCCGGCUCUUACCCUGGCUUUGGCUGGCACAGCACUUGCGGCGAAGAACACCACCAGGCCGUAUUCGACAUGGAUGGCCUCUUCCUUUUUGUCCAAGAGCCAGCACAUGGACAACCACUAUGUCGCUUCGGUCAUCCAUGAAGGUAUCCAGAAAGCCGCCACAACGCAAAACGACUCUUCUCUGCUUGCGUACGCUUCCGAAGCCGUCUCGUCGGUUGUUUCCUCCAACGGCACUAUCAAGGGUUGGAACUCCACCUUCUACACACUGGACGACAUCCGGGUUGGCAACAACAUCCUUUACUUCUGGAACUCGGAGGGCCGUAAAGACGACAAGUACGUUGUUGCGGCUAAGGGUCUCCGUGAGCAGCUGGACCGAUGGCCGCGCACCCCCACAGGCGGGUUCUGGCACAGGGCCCCUGUCUAUGCGAACCAGAUGUGGCUAGAUGGUAUUUACAUGGCCGAUACCUUCUAUGCGACCUACACAUCAUACUUCGAGCCCGACAACACGACUGCGUGGAACGAUAUCGAGUUGCAAUUCGAUCUGAUCGAGGAGCACUGCCGAAACACGACAACCAACCUCUUGUACCAUGGCUACAGCGAAGACAAGUCGACUGUGUGGGCUGACCCUGAGACUGGUGCUUCACCAUAUGUGUGGGACCGUGCUCUGGGAUGGUACUUUGUUGCGCUCGUUGAGGUGCUCGAAGUCUUCCCCAAGACACACGCUGGUUACUCCAAGCUCGUUGACUACUUUGUCACUCUGGCCUCUGGUAUCAAGGACGUUCAAGAUAUCAGCGGCGGAUGGUGGCUACUUAUGGACCCGGAGCUUGCUGGAAAGGAGGGAAACUACAUCGAGUCGAGUGCCACGGCCAUGUUCACCUACGCAUACAUGAAGGGUGUCAGGCUGGGUUUGUUGGAGAAGUCGUACCAGGAGACAGCGUCCAAGGCGUGGGAUCUGAUGUUGGAUGACUUCAUCCAGUACGAGAAGAACGGCACCCUCAGCUUUACCGGCACGGUUACUGUAGGAAGUUUGAAGGGCGAUGCGUCUUACGAGUACUACACUGGUGUUGAGACGCUGGUUAACGAUGGUAAGGGUGCUGGUGCGUUCAUGUACGCCGCCACCGAAAUGGAGAAGGCUGGACUGGAGUAG